CGGUCCCGUCGGUCCCAUUCUUGAUUCUCUUGCUUUCUUUUUUUUCUUGUGUUUUGUCUUUGAGGCUGUCGGGCAGGUACAAAUGACAUGCACAGAUUAGCGAGUGGGGAAGCGCAGAUCUCGAGAGCACUGGAGAGAGAACUGUAAUAAACUCGCGGGAGUGCGGGAUGCGGCCGAAGUCCAAAAAGCCACAAUCGGUUUCCGUUGACACACGCUGAGUCGGAGCCGUCGCCAACGACAAGUCGACGCACGUUACAUUUCGGGCCAAGGCAGCCAGCACGAACACAACCCCGAGGACGUCACACGCCCAAUUCUCCAACAAACAGAAAACCAACACCGGGGCAUCUCCGGUCGCUUGUCCGGAGGCCCUCUCCGAGCCCUCGAGUCAGUUGAUGUUGCUACGGCGUCUUUGCCGGUUGUCAAUUGUGUGAGUGUGAGUGGCAAAAGGGAACGGGGGUGAGCCCCAGGAUGAUUGUUUACCCAGCGAACCUCUACAGGUCCCAGGGAUCACAAACCUUAGUACUGUGGAUCCUGGUGGUACAUCAGUUUGGCUUGGUUUUCCAAGGAAAAAAAUGUAUCUUGCUCCACCGCAUUAGUGUUUGUGAUCCCUGGAACAAAGACGCCAUGGCGCUUGCGCACCACGCGAUCAUCGUGAUGGGGCAACGCAUUGAGCCUCCUGCUUUUUUUCUUUCACUCUUCCCCACAAACGAGAGCCGAACCCCAGAUCCUCCAAGGCCCUCGCUUGGUUAGGUUUCACAGUCGAGCAGGGACGUGAGCUCGACGACGACG
This is a messenger RNA of Gaeumannomyces tritici R3-111a-1, 789 nucleotides long. RefSeq lists its product as hypothetical. The transcript has a single exon. The coding region runs from base 469 to 750 and encodes 93 amino acids. Lineage: Eukaryota; Fungi; Ascomycota; Sordariomycetes; Magnaporthales; Magnaporthaceae. The record is from RefSeq and is a predicted model, not a curated record.